AGCAUCUUUCCCUUACAAAGUUUCAACGGGGUCAAUUAUCUAACUAGAGGAAAAAUAAAUAGCCCUCUUCCCCUCUUCUUGCCCUAGGCCCCCGUCGUCAUUGUCAACCUUUGGUACUACCCACUCAGACUGCUGGUUAAAACUACUGCACCACCACUACCGCCACCAGCACUACCACUACCAUCACCCUCGCUAAAUAACAUCCACCGUCAAAGCUUUGCAACUUCAACUUCGCUAACCAUUUGAAAGUGCCAUCUUCCCCCGAAUCGAGGUCACCGAAUAAUGGCGUGGCAACCGGAAGAGGCACCCAUAAGGGAGUUGGCGGGCUAUCUCAAAGAUAGCUUGAACAGAUACAAUCAAGCUGCUCAACGGCAUGCCAGCGAGAUGCUACAACAAGCCAGUCAAUCCCCAGAUAUCAACAACUACUUGUGCUACAUCCUCGUCCACCCUAACCCGCCCCCAGAUAUGGCGGUUGCCGAGUAUCAUGUCGUUCGCUGCUCGGCUGGUGUUCUUCUAAAGAAUAACAUCUUGAGUUCGGGAAGAGCGCUAGCACCGGCAUUCAUUGACUAUAUAAAAUCAGAGCUUCUGCUUGGACUGAGGGACCCUCAUCACCAGAUACGGAAUUACACGGGCAAUGUCAUUACUGAGUUGUUGCGCAUUGGGGGGGUCAUGUCCUGGACAGACAUGUUGGCCCAGUUGAUUUCGCUUGUGGAGAAUACGGAUGGAAAUACCACUCCGGAAACCCAAGAGGGGGCCAUGGGAGCAUUGCUGAAGGUUUGCCAGGAUAGCAAGGACGAACUUGACGAGGAAUACGAUGGCUAUAGGCCCCUCAAUAUACUCAUCCCUAAGUUUCUAUUAUUUACGCAACACCCUGUCCCAAAAGUGCGCAUGCAGGCCUUAGAGAUUGUCAACAUAUAUCUGCCCAUGAAAACUCAGUCGAUCCUUGUCCACAUCGACACACUCAUAGAGAGUUUGUUUCGCCUUGGAAACGACGCUGAUACUGGAGUACGGAGAGAAGUCUGCCGGGCUCUGGUACAUCUGGUUGACAUUCGGGCGGACAAGAUAGCGCCCCAUAUGCAAGGAAUCGUGGACUAUAUGCUUGCUCAACAGAAAAAUACGGAAGAGCAGGACUUGGCCCUAGAUGCUGCUGAAUUCUGGCUGACUGUUGGGGAACACGAGCAUUUGAGGAUCGGACUAGGGCCGUAUCUGUCCGAAAUUGUCCCUGUCUUGCUGGCAUCUAUGGUUUAUUCUGAGGAGGAUAGAGCUAGAUUAGGGGGUGGAGGGGAUGAUGCAGAUGUUGAGGAUCGAGCAGAAGAUAUAAGGCCAAACUUUGCCAAGAGUAAGCAAAGGUUACCGAAUGGUGAGAAAAUCGACGAAGAGUACGAUUCUGAAGAUGAUGCUUACGCCGGGAUGGAUGACCCUGAAGAUCGUUGGAAUUUAAGGAAGUGCUCGGCGGCAGCCCUGGAUGUCUUGGCAACUGUGUUCCAUCAGUCAGUCUUCCAGACCAUCCUGCCCUAUCUGAAGGAGAAUAUUCGACAUCCGGAAUGGCCAUACCGGGAGGCGGCCGUCCUAGCACUCGGCGCAGUAGCUGAUGGUUGUCUCGAAGGCGUCGUCCCGCAUCUCCCCGAUCUUAUCCCCUAUCUCAUCUCUUUACUCGAUGACCCUGAGCCGCUCGUGCGCCAAAUCACGUGCUGGACCCUCGGUCGCUAUUCCCGCUGGGCCUCUCACCUUGAAAACCCGGCUGAUAAACAAAAAUAUUUUGAGCCCAUGAUGGGGGGAAUAUUGAAUAAAAUGUUGGAUGGCAACAAGAGAGUGCAGGAGGCGGGCGCAAGUGCCUUUGCCAACCUAGAAGAGCAAAGCAAAGAUCUGUUGAAGCCCUACAUUGAACCGAUUGUUCGGCAAUUUGUGGUAGCAAUGGGAAGAUAUAAGGAUCGGAACAUGUUCAUUCUCUACGACUGUAUCCAGACCCUUGCAGAGCACGUCGGAAGUAUCUUAGCGGAGAAACCAUUGGUAGAUAUCCUAAUGCCCGCUCUUAUUAACAGAUGGAAGUUGGUCAAGGACGACUCAAGAGAGUUGUUUCCUCUCCUUGAGUGCUUAUCUUAUGUUGCUACAGCCCUUGGAAGGGAAUUCGCACCAUUCGCCGGCCCUAUAUUCCUCAGAUGCAUCAAUAUAAUCCAUCAAAACCUAGAGCUGCAGAUGGCCUACAAUAACGAUCGUGCGCUGGAUCAGCCUGACAAGGAUUUCUUGGUCACAAGCUUGGAUCUUCUUAGCGCAGUAAUCCAAGCUUUGGAUUCAACAAGUGCAGAGCUAGUCUCUGGGACAACACCUCCAUUCUUUCAACUCCUUACUGUUUGCAUGGCGGAUCCGAGCAACGAUGUGAAGCAAUCAUCCUAUGCCUUACUUGGAGAUUGUGCCAUCUAUGUCUUCGAACAAUUGCACCCAUUCUUGCCCAACAUCAUGGAUCUUCUGAUUCAACAACUGGGAAUUCAGUCCCUAUCCGACGCUGAAAGCGAUACAGGGUAUAGCGUGGUUAAUAAUGCUUGUUGGAGUUGCGGCGAAAUUGCUUUGAAACAAGGAUCCGGAAUGGCACCUUACGUCGAAAAACUAUAUAAUAGGCUGGUAAAAAUUAUACAAAGACCUGAAAUCCCCUCAUCUGUAACCGAGAACGCCGCUGUGGCACUUGGCCGCAUCGGAAUAGGCUCUUGUGAUGAGCUUGCCCCCCACCUUGAGUCGUUUGCAUAUCCAUUCCUAGAUGCUCUCCAGAAGGUGGCGGAAACGGACGAGAAAGACACCGCCUUGAAGGGGUUCUGUAUGGUUGUUGGUCGAAACCCCGAGGCUAUGGAAAGCUGCCUGGUGCCCUUCUUCCGAGCCAUCGCUCGUUAUAAGCAUGCCAGCCCUGAAUUGUCUGCAUUGUUCCGACAGACACUUAUUGGAUACAAAUCGUUCAUUACAGAUUUUGACUUGUUUAUGAGUGCUAUCCCGGCACCGGAUCGCGAAGCUCUAAAGUCUAGAUACGCCAUCUGAAAAGCAUAUUGGCACAGUUUGAAACUAUAGAGUUUCAUUGCUUGAAGCUCUCGUCUCAUUGUGUUUCAUCGCUUUUAUCUUGUUGAAAACGAAUGGGAAGGUGAAAGAUAAUAGUUGCAAUUAUUUUCUGAUCUUACGACUAUUAGUUGCUCUUCUUGUCAUGUUCCUCUCUUGAUCAUUCGCUUAGCUAGUUUUUCUUGUUAUACAAUAGAACGGCCGUGACAAGAGGUGGAAUAGUUUUCAAAUCAAAGAAAAAAAGCUAUUUUUUUCGUUUUUUUCGGGUGUUUCUCAUGGUUUCGAAAUGGACGGCGCGUUUUACAGAUUUUCAUUUAUUCUUUCAAAAGAAACUUCUGGGGUAUUUCUCUUUCCUGCAUGAAGCAAAAAAAGGAUUAAGCAUCUGAUGGCAAAUAUGGUACAGUACGGAGUACGUUGUUUCGAUGAUUUUUUUCCCAUUUCUCCGCGUUUAUCUCUCUUUUUUUUUUACCCCUUCCUUUCCGCAAAGUAUUUCUUUAUUGCAUCUGCUCUGACACCUUGUUAUGAAAUCGUUGGGUGUGCAGAAGGAUAAGUUAAGUGUAGGAUGCCAUAUCUCUGGAUUGAAAGCUUUACAAGGAUUUAGAAGCAUUUACCCUACCAUAGUAGGACUGACGGAUAUUAUACAGUACCUAUUCCCUACA
Molecule: messenger RNA, 3698 nt
Organism: Tuber melanosporum (Perigord truffle)
Lineage: Eukaryota; Fungi; Ascomycota; Pezizomycetes; Pezizales; Tuberaceae
Exons: 6
Coding region: 283-3024 (913 amino acids)
Biological process (GO): protein import into nucleus
Cellular component (GO): nucleus; cytoplasm
Molecular function (GO): nuclear import signal receptor activity
Source: RefSeq, a predicted model, not a curated record